Messenger RNA from Labeo rohita (rohu), 2925 nucleotides. It is a transcript of the gene osgn1, whose product is annotated as oxidative stress induced growth inhibitor 1. NCBI's taxonomy places the organism in Eukaryota, Metazoa, Chordata, Actinopteri, Cypriniformes, Cyprinidae. The record is from RefSeq and is a predicted model, not a curated record.
GGAAUUAUAAAAACCAUCAGCGCACGAGUAUCGUGAGGCUGUAACGGUGCGGCAUCUUUCUGUUCAGCUACACGGAGGAAGCUGCGUGUGUAUUUUAGCUUUCAUUUUAAAAUAUCAACACAGCCUCUCUCCUUGUACAUUCAUCAUUCGCUGUCUUACGUCAACUGCGAGUUAUUCGGACCUAGGAAAUUUGCAUGACAGGUGAACCACUAUGGAGUUGUACAACAAAGACACAUUUUCUGAGGAUAUCCUGCCUGUUGUCAUUGUUGGUAAUGGACCAUCAGGGAUUUGCCUCUCUUAUUUGCUGUCGGGAUACACCCCUUACUUUUCCCCCGAUGGCUUCCAUCCCAACCCAAUUUUGCAUAACAAGCUGAUGGAGAACCGUCAUCUGUCUUUGUUUGACCAGGAUCUGGAGUACCUGUGUGAGGGCGUAGAGGGCCGUUCAUCAAACCCUGUGGCUGUGCUCUUCGAUGCCCUCCUACUUCCAGAUGGUGACUUUGGGGUGGAUUGCGCCUCCCCGCUGAUAUGGCGACAUGAGCCGGAAAGGGCCACACCUCAUCUUGUACUGGGGAAGGGACCACCUGGAGGGGCCUGGCAUGCGAUGGAGGGCUCAAUGUUGACACUCAGCUUAGCUAACUGGAUGGAACUUCCUGGUUUGAAGCUGAAGGACUGGAUGAGAGAUAAACGAAGAAAUUUACGUAAUGACCGUGCGACGCCAACUGAGAUUGCGUCCUACUAUCAGCACUAUGUGACUAAAAUGGGUCUGGAGAAGAGCUUUGCUUGCGGCACCACCGUAACCUCAGUGUCUCGGGUUUCCCUGGAAUCUGGCUGCUCCGUUUGGAAGAUCCAAGGCCUCCAAAAAAGAGCAAAUGAAGUAAUUGAAGUCCCUUUCUCGGUUUAUGCCGAGAACGUGGUGCUGGCCACAGGAACCCACGACAUCCCGGCCCGUCUCGGCGUGGAAGGUGAAAACCUUCCCUUCGUGUGCCACAGCUUCUGGGAGCUGGAGGCCGCCAUUUCCUCAGGCCGUUUGGACCGCGCUUCAGAGCCGGUUCUUGUGGUCGGUGCUGGGUUGACGGCGGCAGAUGCCGUUCUCGCAGCUCACCACUUGAACACACCUGUUUAUCACGCCUUUAGGCGACCUGUGAGUGAUCCUGCGCUCAUCUUCAACCAACUGCCCAAGCUCCUCUACCCCGAGUACCACAAAGUGCACCAAAUGAUGAGCCAACAGCAGCAAAGUCUGGGUGAGACAGUGGUUAAUCUGUCCAACCAACCUCUUUCUUCACCUUCUGAUGGCACCAGCCAAUGUACAUCUUACCCUGGUUACCUUAGUUUCCCAAAGCACAACGUAGCUUCCUUCAGACCUGAUGGCAAGUGUGUGCUAGAGGAUGAGAAAGGGCUACAGACAGUGGUCCAAGUCUCAAUGGCGCUCGUUUUGAUUGGUGCCCAUCCCAACCUGUCAUUUCUCCCAGAACAUGGUCGCCCACUGGCGCUGAACUCAGAAGAGCCAAUCAGCUGUCGCCGGAACCCGCUAGAUGUGGAUCCAUACACGUAUGAGUGCGUGAAGGAACCGGGAAUGUACGCCAUGGGUCCACUAGUGGGUGAGAACUUUGUUCGCUUCCUGAAAGGCGGAGCUUUGGCCAUUGUAUGUGAUGUCGCCCGAAAGCGAAGUAAAAAACCACAAGAGAAUAGCACGAUAAGCUCGUUGAAUAUUCAACUGACCAACUGCACCUUGGAAGCAUGACUUUAAACACAUUGACUUUAAAAAGGUGAAAAGAGAUUUUUUUUAUAUAUGUAGCUAUCAUAAAUUCCACACGUAUGCUGGAAAAUGCUCUGUGGUUCUGCUCCAACUGACAGAAAGGAAUCGGUUGUUUAAACAGUUCGUGACAGUUCCGACAAGUGUAAGUGCUUACAUGCAGACUUGCAGACUUGCAGUGCACUGACACAGAUUUUAGUUGUUAAUGGCUAACUAACUCGCCUCUAAACAUUAAUCCGAGUCUACGGACACAAGGUGCUUUAACACUUCAGGGAUUUAUUCGUCCAUGGCUGCUCACUCGAAACACUACUCAUGUUCUCACGGCAAUCAUGUUCUGUUGUGCCAAAUUAACAUUUAUGAUCUCCGUGUUAUCAGAUCUAAAAUUUUCUUCUUGUAAGGAAAACACAAACAUAAUCUUUGCCAAGCAAAUGCUGCUGUAGUAUCAAUAUCGGUACUAACGCUUUUACUGUCUUCAUCAAUGAAUGUAUAAAUCAUAGUGGACCUAAAAAAAAAAAAAAAAAAAAAAAUAUCAGAUCAUUGUGACAUUUCAGCUUUUUGUAUUCCAUACACUGCCUUCCCAAGUAAAGCAUACAGUUGUACUAAAUCCACUGGUUAUACCAUCAAACCAGACUUGAUUAUCUAGAAUUAGGGCUUUUGAAAGUUUAAGAUGUCCUUGUUUCAUGCUGCUGUUAGUAACCCAAGCCAAACCUCACAGAGGUCAGGCUGCACUUACAAAACUGACCACAAGAGGGCCUUUGCACACCAUAACUGAAGCCAGGCAACAUUGCAUCAGAUAUAAUGAAGCUUCAUUACAUGAAUGAUUCAUUCUACAUUAGCUUAUUUACCACUGUGUUAAACGAUGUAGGCCAAAUAUAUGGCCUAGAGGACCUUUUGAUGCAAUAAGCAAAGUAACUGUACUUUUUUUUUUUUUUUUUUUUUUUUUUUUUUUUAAUUUUGUAAGUUUAAAAAUAUGAUUCUACACUCAUCUUUGAUACGAAACGUCAUUUUUUUUUUAUCUAAAAAUAAUAAUCCUGCUGUAUUAUUUGCAUGUAAGUUAUGGCAGCUCUGAUUAAACGUUUGUAAAAAUGCUUUGUACUUUUUUGAAAGGAACAAUAUGUAUAGUUUAUCUACAUGGUUUGUUGCAGUCAAAUACUAUUUAAAAUAAAUAAAUG